AUGGUCGCGAUCCCAUCCCUAUCCUAUAUGGUGCAGUGGGGUGGUGUAUUGCCACCAUAUCAUAAAUUCGGUGUUUUUGUUAUUUGUGGCUUCGAGUUGAUUUGCUCUUCGAUAAGUAUGGCUAUUGGUCAAAAAUAUUAUGAACUUUGUACUAUCCUAUUCCCGGUUGCUAUCAAAAUGUUCGACGAUACACAACAAAAGCAAAUCGAUGGUUUCUUUUGGACGGAUCGAGAACGAGAAAUUUUGCGAUUGCAUGAACAAAGGUUAUUAAUAUUGUGGAUAACGUCCACAAUUGCUGUGAUGUUAUCGAUGGUUUCAAUCGUUCCAUUUUUCUUCAAAUUCAGUAAGGAGAAACAUCCCGAACGGUUUUUUAGUCGUCGAACAGCUCAAUACCUAUGUGGUAUAUUAUUCAUUACAACUGUUAUCGUUAAUGGUAUCGUUAUACUAUGGCUUUACUUAACAGCACCUGCGGACAAUGUACUGUUUUAUUCGCUUUUCGAUGCAGCAGUCAAAGAGGAGAUUUUCUUGACCGAAAUCGAAAAGGGUUUAGAUUGCAUAUCGGAUGAUGAUAAAGAAUUACCAUCUUCAUCAGAUAUUAUGGCGAAGACAAUGAUGACGAUCAAGAGAGCUGUAACGGCUAUUCAAGAUCGAACGAUAUCACAUCCAUAA
Anisakis simplex (herring worm) is the source of this 669-nucleotide messenger RNA. Lineage: Eukaryota; Metazoa; Nematoda; Chromadorea; Rhabditida; Anisakidae. The record is from the annotation of a GenBank genome assembly.